Panicum virgatum (switchgrass) is the source of this 843-nucleotide messenger RNA. RefSeq lists its product as uncharacterized. The coding region runs from base 1 to 843 and encodes 280 amino acids. The transcript is spliced from 3 exons. The record is from RefSeq and is a predicted model, not a curated record. Lineage: Eukaryota; Viridiplantae; Streptophyta; Magnoliopsida; Poales; Poaceae.
AUGGCUAAGGUGCACUCUCUCCUCUUCUUCUUCCUCCUCUCGCUCUUGGCUCUGGGCUCUAGAUCCAGGGGAAGCGAGAGCAAAUGGGCCAGGCAAUCUGUUGAUUUGACAAUGGCUGGUUUCGCUGAGUCACUGAGGCUAGAAAAGUUUACUGGCGUGAAUGUUAAGAUCUGGAAGUCCAAGGUUCGCCUCUGGUUUACUGCUAUGCACAUCUGGGACAUGAGACUUGGCAAGUCUGAGGGCGUACUUACUGCUGAAGAGCAGAAGAAGUACGAUGAGACCAAUAAUCUCUUUGUCGGAUGUAUCAUUAGCAAUCUGUCAGACGGAUUAGUCCGUGUGUACAUUGAUGAGACAGAGGCGAAGACGUUGUGGGAUGCUCUGGUUGCAAAGUAUGAUGCAACAGAUGCGGGCAAUGAACUGUACCUCAUGGAGAGUUUCCAUGACUACAGGAUGGUGAAUAACCAUUAUGUGGUGGAGCAGGCGCAUGAGGUGCAGUGCAUUGUCAAGGAUCUUGAUCUCCUUAAGUGUCCUAUUCCCGACAACUUUGUGGCUAGAUGCAUUAUUGCAAAGUUGCCUUCCCAGUGGAGGAACUUCGCCACAACUCUGAAACAAAAGAGACAAGAGAUAUCAGUUGAAAAUCUGAUAGCGACUCUUGAUGUUGAGGAGAAGGCUCGGAAGAAGGAUGUGCCUGAGAAAGGAGAUCAAGGCCAGUCCAGCGCCAACCUGGUCCAAAAGUUCCCACAUGGCAAGAACAAAGGGAACAACAAGCCAAACAAGACCACUACCUUCAAGAAGAAGAAGAACAAGGCUUUGCAAAAGUGCUAUGCAUGUGCAUGUGUUUAA